AGCAAGAGCAUGUACCAUGUGUCACUCACGAAGAGUCAAGUGCGAUGCUCUUGAUGCAUACCCCUGUACAAAAUGCAAAAAUGCCAAUCUCCGAUGCGUACUACGAUCGUCGCGACGUCGACAGAACACCAUCCGUAGGCACAGAAGCAACGAACCAGCAGCUGAGCAUGUGCAUAUGGAGUUUGAGACGUUUACAAAUUCGUUGGGAUCCCGCGACUCCGCAUCCGCGCAGAGCCGCUUGACUACAAGAUCGUAUAGCGGCCUAUCCUUGCCCCCGCAUGAGAUAUCCGUGAAUACCCCGACAGCCUAUGCUACAAUCGACUCGACAACUAGCGAAAAUAUCGAUCGAGCCAUCAGUCACGUUGAGAGUCAAUCGUUGAGCGCUUCUCCCCGGAUGCAGAGUCGUCACGCCAUGAUUCUGCACCUCGAUGAGAAAGCCGCAUUUCCGCAUGUCCUCCACAGCAUGUCGAACUCAAACUUUGGCGAUGAUAAUGUAGUGCCGAAUCAUCAUCUCCCCCUCCGGCCAGACCAUGCGCUGAAUAACAGCACGAACGCUCCCGAAAGGUACUCCAAAGCGAUAUCCCAGCUUGAUACGUCAACGCGUAUCUUUCUAUCAGAUCAAGGCGUCUUAAAGCUACCACGAGGAUCCAUCACACACGCUCUGUUGGCUGUAUUCUUCAAGCAUGUCCACCCACACGUUCCUGUAGUUGACAAAGCUGCGCUGGUUCGCGAUUAUUCAGCACGCACGUGCUCUCCCCUGCUUUUGAACAGUAUGUUUGCGCUAGCGUCGCACUUCGCCGACGAGGGUCUUGUCAUCGCCGUUGGAGUAGGGACAGGUAGUAGUAAGGGAGAGAUGGCAGACCAUUUUGUACAAAAGGCGCGGCUCCUGGCUGACUUUGGACUGGAGCAUGACCACGAGACCCAGUUGGUGAGCUUUUUGUUGCUGACACAGAUGUGGCAGACGUGGACGAUGGAGCGGAAUCCAAGGUACUGGAUAGGAAGGGCUAUGAAUGUAGGUGUGGGGAUGGGGCUCUUCAGAAGGGUACACACGAUGCGGAUGUCUGAAGAAGACGUGUUGAGGCGAAGCCGUCUUGCAUUGCUGCUCUUGGCAUGUGACGCGAUGACCGCCACAGAAGUUGGCAGUCCGAUGACUCUUGCAGAGGAGGACAUCGAACUACAGCUACAUGCUGAACGUCGCUAUUUUGAAAGCUGUGUCACUUCGCCAAUAACGCCAUCCGCAGCUCACUACCAAUCUGCUGAACUUGAUUUCAUGACGACUUCUUUAUCUCUCAUGUUGUUUCUUCGAGAAAUUCUCAGAGCCGUCUACGCAGCUCGGCCUGUAACAACCCAAAGCGCAGCUUUGAAUGUCGUCGAAGACAAGCUGAGGCACUACAACACGAUCGUCACACCUCUCCCUCUUGCUCAACAGCAGAUACCGCCUGACGAUAGUUCACCUCAUCCAAUCUUCAGCCUUUUGCUUCGGCUGCGCCUUCUCUUCAACCGGUUGAUUUUCUACCGUGGAAUCGUGUUUGGUCGCAUUCGACAUGAGAAGCGGAUAUAUGACGAAGAAGCCCUUCUUGUUACAGUGGUUGACAUAUGUGAAGUCGUACGUUAUCUUGACUCGCAUCAGUUUCUACCUAUCUGUCCGGGUUGGACAACCACUGCUCUCUUUCAUGCGUCAGCUGUGCUAUUGAACUUUUAUGCUGGCAAAAGCUCUAUUGCGGCGUCUGAUAUAGCAAUCGACUUACCCACUCUUAUCAUUCAAUUGAUUGAGAACCUGGAGAAGAUGGAGGAGACAUGGAAUUUUGCUGCUUGGAUAGGCAGGGCAGUGAGGACUGCUUUGGACUCGGUCAAAAGGAAGGUGGAUCUUCGACAACAAAAGCAAAACCCGCCAACGCGAGAUGGUGAUUCCCUUGGUGCAGAACGUGAUCCUUUAACACCUCUAUCAGCAGAUAUGCCUCUCGACAAUGGUUUUAUGGAUAUUUUCGAUUGGCAUGCAAUCUUUCCCGAUGGAAUACCGUUCCAAUGAGAGCAAUCCGCGACUUCAAUCUAGAAUACAUUAUGUCGAUACAAAAUCUAUUCUUGAUAUGUACUACAUGUCGUGUGGCAAUGCAAGGCCACAUACCAACGCCC
Messenger RNA from Alternaria alternata, 2133 nucleotides. RefSeq lists its product as hypothetical. Gene Ontology annotation, biological process: regulation of DNA-templated transcription; DNA-templated transcription. The record is from RefSeq and is a predicted model, not a curated record. The coding region runs from base 17 to 2029 and encodes 670 amino acids. Gene Ontology annotation, molecular function: DNA binding; zinc ion binding; DNA-binding transcription factor activity, RNA polymerase II-specific. The transcript has 6 exons. Lineage: Eukaryota; Fungi; Ascomycota; Dothideomycetes; Pleosporales; Pleosporaceae.